Messenger RNA from Helicoverpa armigera (cotton bollworm), 1955 nucleotides. It is a transcript of the gene Ass, whose product is annotated as argininosuccinate synthase. NCBI's taxonomy places the organism in Eukaryota, Metazoa, Arthropoda, Insecta, Lepidoptera, Noctuidae. Gene Ontology annotation, cellular component: cytoplasm. The coding region runs from base 5 to 1333 and encodes 442 amino acids. Gene Ontology annotation, molecular function: argininosuccinate synthase activity; ATP binding. The transcript is spliced from 9 exons. Gene Ontology annotation, biological process: urea cycle; L-arginine biosynthetic process. The record is from RefSeq and is a predicted model, not a curated record.
UGUGAUGACCCCGGGGUUAUCAGCACCCUCUGCAGAAGUUCAUCGUCGCUUUCAGUUUAUCCACGACCGUAGAAGCAAUCAACCGGGUCUAGUCAUGGCGAAAGAUCUCGUAAUUCUCGCCUAUUCUGGUGGUCUGGAUACUAGCUGCAUCCUGAAAUGGCUGAUUCAAAAAAACUACGAUGUGGUAUGCUUUAUGGCCGAUGUUGGACAGAAUGAAGAUUUUAAAAAAGCUCAGGAGAAGGCUUUGGCGAUAGGAGCUAAAGAUGUGAUCGUGGAAGACUUGCGUAAAGAGUUUGUAUCGAACUACAUGCUGCCCGCAGUGCAAAUGGGACUGGUAUACGAAAGCCGGUACUAUCUGGGAACUUCUCUAGCAAGACCCUGCAUUUCAGUCGGCCUAGUAAAUGCUGCAAAGAAACUCGGAGCCAAAUACAUUUCUCAUGGAGCGACAGGCAAGGGCAACGAUCAAGUGCGAUUCGAACUUAGUGUUUACUCAUUGUGGCCUGAAGGUAAGAUUAUAGCACCUUGGCGGCUCCCGGAGUUUUUUGAAAGAUUUCAAGGACGGAGUGAUCUUAUUGAAUUCGCAAAAAAAGAGAACAUUCCUGUGUCAGCUACUCCCAAGGAACCAUGGUCAACGGACGAAAAUAUCAUGCACAUCAGUUAUGAAUCUGGCGUGCUUGAGGAUCCUGGAGCAAUUCCCCCAAGCGGCAUCUUCAAAAUUACGCGGGAUCUCAGGCAGGCAGAAGACUAUCCCAGCACGAUCGAUAUAAACUUUGAAAAAGGAUUACCAGUCUCCGUUCGUAUCCCAAGUGGACAUGAGAAAUCUCUCGUUCUAACUGAUCCACUUGCUGUAGUGGAAACUCUAAAUAAGUUGGGAGGGCAACACGGAGUAGGCCGCAUUGACAUCGUGGAGAACCGAUUCUUGGGAUUAAAGUCCCGAGGACUUUACGAGACCCCGGCUGGAACCAUCCUUCACAUCGCUCAUGUUGAUUUAGAGGCGUAUGCUCUUGAUAAGGAAGUUCUAAGAGUCAAGAAAUAUCUUCAAGAUAAAAUGGCUGAUUUUGUAUACAACGGAUUUUGGUUUUCACCUGAAGCAACCUACACCCGAAAAUGCUUGGAACUGUCCCAAGAAACCGUUACCGGAAUGGUUACAGUACAAAUAUACAAAGGGAAUGUUACCAUACUAGCGAGGAAGAGCGCAGCGAGUUUGUACAACAAAGAUCUGGUAUCAAUGGACAUUGCUGGUGGCUUCUCACCUGAAGACAGCACUGGAUUCAUCAACAUAAACGCUCUCCGUCUUAAAGAAUAUGCUAGAUUUAGCAAGCAAUCUCAAUAAAUGUUUGAUGUUUUAUUCAAAAUAACUGAACAUUGAUGUUUUUUUUUGUUUAAAGUAAUAAAUUGAGCAAACUUCUUGUACCUAGGCCACUGAGCUCAUUAUGCAUUACCUACCUACAUUUACUUUCCCGGUGACUUGAAAAGUAAAUAAAUAAGGAAAAGUGCAGAAGACGCGGGCGAAGUGAAGGCAGCGGUGGGUGAAUCUCCUCGCUCGGUUUCACCACAAACCCUUCGCCAUAGGCCAAGACGGCUCAGGUUUACAUUGAAAUGUGAAUAAAAGACAUAUGAAAAGAGGAGUACACAUCCGUGUUCUCCAAUAUUUCUUCUAUAAAAUCUAACAAGCUUGAGCGUUUCAAAAUAGGAACUUUUUCUGUACUAUUUAGCUUGGUAACAUAGUAUCAAUUUUUUUACCAUGUUAACACUGAAUGUAAUGUCAGUGAAUUUUCUAUCAUUCGUUCAGUGAAAUUGUCAAAUAAAUUAAAGAGUUGUUUUGCGUGUUGUUUGGUUUAUAACAAAAAGAUACAAAAUGCAGAGAAACUUACCUCAAAAUAAGGAAGCCUUAUUAAAAUCAUAUACAACUCGAUUAAAAGAAGAUGUGAAGAGUAUGUUAGAAAACUUUGAAG